Molecule: messenger RNA, 5015 nt
Organism: Quercus lobata
Lineage: Eukaryota; Viridiplantae; Streptophyta; Magnoliopsida; Fagales; Fagaceae
Gene: SNL2
Product: SIN3-like 2
Exons: 26
Coding region: 276-4613 (1445 amino acids)
Biological process (GO): negative regulation of transcription by RNA polymerase II
Cellular component (GO): chromatin; histone deacetylase complex
Molecular function (GO): transcription corepressor activity
Source: RefSeq, a predicted model, not a curated record
CACGAACCCAAUAACCAAAACCAUAAACUUUUUUCUUUCUAACACAUAAAUUUCCUCACCUUCCCUUUAUACUUCUCUCUCUCUCUCUCUCUCUCUCUCUCUGAAAAACAUAUACACAAACUCACGCAUAUAUAAAUAUAUAAAUCUUUCCUGUACAAUUCGCCAACGUGAAAAGGAAAAAAACUAUUUUCUCAUCUUCUUUCUUUGGAGGCGAUCAAGCUCUUGUAGAGAUCUGUUUACUCUAAUCUCUGAGCCUCAGAGCUAUUAGUUCGAAGAUGAAGAGGUUACGAGAUGACGUGUAUGGUAGCUCUUCGCAAUUCAAGCGGCCGUUUGGUUCUUCGCGUGGAGACUCCUUUGGGCAAUCCCAAGUUCCACCAGGUGGAGGAGGAGGAGGAGGAGGUGGUGGUGGUGGUGGUGGUGGUGGAGGAGGAGUUGGAGGUGGAGGAGGAGGAGGAGGAGGAGGUAGUGGUCUUGGUGUUCCCUCGCAAAAACUAACAACAAAUGAUGCCUUAUCCUAUCUCAAGGAUGUGAAGGAGAUGUUUCAAGACCAAAAAGAAAAAUAUGACAUGUUCCUUGAGGUCAUGAAAGAUUUUAAGGCUCAAAGAACUGACACCGUUGGUGUCAUUGCUAGAGUGAAGGAAUUAUUUAAAGGGCAUAAUAACUUGAUUUUUGGGUUUAACACCUUCUUGCCAAAGGGGUAUGAAAUAACCCUUGAUGAUGAUGAGGCUGCUCCACAAAAGAAGGCGAUUGAAUUUCAAGAAGCUAUAAGCUUUGUGAACAAAAUAAAGAAACGCUUUCAAAAUGAUGAACGUGUUUAUAAAUCAUUCUUAGACAUUUUGAAUAUGUACCGGAAGGAGCACAGGGACAUAAAUGAGGUCUACAGUGAGGUUUCCCUUCUUUUUGAAGAUCAUUCAGAUUUGCUUGAUGAGUUCACAAAAUUUCUUCCAGAAGCAGCAUCUGUUUCAGCACAGCAUGCUUUUCCGCGGAACUCGUUUCAGCGUAUCAAUGAGCGGAGCUCUGCCACACCAGCAUUACGGCAUGUGGAAAAGAAUCGUAUCCGGCGGGAUAGGAUUGUCACAAGUGCUGAUCGUGAUCUUAAUCUUGAUCACCCUGAGCUGGACGAUGACAAAGGAAUGGUGAAAAUGCACAAGGAGCAGAGGAAACGUGUUGAAAAGGACAGCAGGGAUAGGAGAAGCCGUGAUCAGGAUGAUAGAGAACCUGAUCACGACAACAAUAGGGACUUCAACUUGCAGCGUUUACCUGACAAAAGAAAAUCUGCAAGGAAAGUUGAAGGUUUUGGAGUGAAUGCAAAUUUGGCUUCAUACGAUGACAAAGAUACCUUAAAGAGCAUGUGCAACGAAGGAUUCGUUUUCUUUGAAAAAGUUAAGGAGAAGUUGGGCAGCUCUGAUGACUACCAGACAUUCUUGAAGUGCCUUGAUAUUUACAGCAGUGGAAUUAUUGGACGAAAUGAUUUACAAACUCUGGUGACUGAUAUACUUGGAAAAUAUCCGGAUCUUAUGCAUGGGUUUAAUGAUUUCGUUGAGCGCUGUGAGAAUAUAGAUGGGUUUCUUGCUGGCGUUAUUAGUAAAAAAUCAGUGUGUAGUGAUGGACAUUCUUCUAGAUCGCUGAAGGUAGAGGACAAAGAUAAAGAGCAGAAGCGUGAAACUGAUGGAGCUAAAGAAAAGGAAAGAUACAGGGAAAAGUAUAUGUUUAAAUCCAUUCAAGAGCUUGACCUCUCUAAUUGUGAACGUUGUACUCCCAGCUAUAGGCUUCUGCCAGACGAUUAUCCAAUACCUUCAGCAAGCCAGAGGUCAGAGCUUGGUGCUCAAGUAUUGAAUGAUCACUGGGUAUCAGUGACUUCUGGAAGUGAGGACUAUUCUUUUAAACAUAUGCGUAGAAAUCAGUAUGAAGAAAGUCUAUUCAGAUGUGAAGAUGAUAGAUUUGAGCUGGAUAUGCUGUUAGAGUCUGUCAGCUCAGCUACCAAGCGUGCAGAGGAAUUGUUGAACAGCAUCAAUGAAAAUAAUGUCAAUCUGGAGACUCCUUUCCAUAUUGAAGACAACUUCACUGCUUUAAAUUUAAGGUGUAUUGAACGUUUAUAUGGUGAUCAUGGACUUGAUGUGUUGGAUAUUUUACGAAAAAAUCCAACUGUUGCACUACCUGUCAUAUUAACUCGCCUAAAGCAGAAACAAGAGGAGUGGACAAGGUGCCGCUCUGAUUUCAACAAGGUUUGGGCUGAAAUCUAUGCUAAAAACCACUACAAGUCACUUGAUCACCGCAGCUUCUAUUUCAAGCAACAGGAUUCAAAGAACUUGAGCACAAAAUCUUUGGUGGCUGAGAUCAAGGAUUUGAAAGAGACAAAGCAAAAAGAGGAUGAUAUUCUUCUGGCUAUUGCUGCUGGGAAUCGGCAACCUGUAAUUCCACAUCUGGAAUUUGAUUACUCCAAUAUCAGCAUUCAUGAAGACUUGUAUAAACUUGUCCAAUAUUCAUGUGAAGAGGUUUGCUCAACCAAAGAACAGGUGAAUAAAGUUAUGAGACUUUGGACGACCUUCUUAGAGCCAAUGUUAGGUGUUCCUUCUCAGUCUCAUAAUACAGAAAGUGCUGAAGAUGUUGGAAAAUCUAAGUGUCGUGCUAUGAAUUGUUCCGUAUCAAUCGUAAGAGAAAGUGAUGGAAGUCCUAGUGGUGGUGCUAUUGUAAUGAAUUCUCAGCAACCAAAAGCUGCUAGUAAUGAGGAUGAGAAUACCUCACCCGAACUAGCAAAUUCUUGUAGGACUAUGGAAAAUGGGGACACUGUAUCUAAAGAAAGUAAAUUUCUUAACGGAGAUCAUGCAUGUAGAGAUGAUACAAUUUGUAGCAUACAGGCUGCCUCUGGUGAACGAGUUGCCCAUUCCAAUGCAUCAUUUGCUACUGGGGCAGAGAUCAGUCAUGGCAAAACCAGCUUGGAAGCGAAUUCAGGCUGGGUUGCAGCUCCACCCAGACCUAGUCCAGAGAUCAGCCAUGGCAAAACUAGCUUGGAAGCGACAUCAGGCUGGGCUGUAGCUCCACCCAGACUUAGUCCAGAGAUCAGUCAUGGCAAAACCAGCUUGGAAGCGACUUCAGGCUGGGUUGCAGCUCCACCCAGACCUAGUCACACUGCUAGUCAAGAAGACCUUGUAUCUAAGGCUAAUGCUGGUUCUAUACCUUCAUCUGAGGGAGGUGAUGCUGCCAAACCAGUUUUAUUGGCAAAUGGCGUGAUUGCAGAAGGUAGUAAUGUUAAUGGAUGUCACGAAGCAUUUGCAAGACCCUCGAAAAUUGAAAAAGAAGAGGGUGAGUUAUCACCUAAUGGUGAUUUUGAGGAGGAUAACUUUGUUGUCUAUGGAGGCUCUGGUGAGCUGUCUAUGCCUAAGGCAAAGCAAAGCAGGCAAUAUCAAGCCGGGAAAGGAGAGCAGAUGAAUUGUCAGGAUGCUGGAGGAGAAAAUGAUGCGGAUGCUGAUGAUGAAGAUAGUGAAAAUGUUUCUGAGGCUGGUGAAGAUGUCUCAGGCAGUGAGUCUGGUGGUGAUGAGUGCUCCAGAGAUGAGCAUGAAGAAGAGGAAGAUGCAGAGCAUGAUGAAGCUGAUGGUAAGGCUGAGAGUGAAGGUGAGGCUGAGGGCAUGGUUGAUGGACAUGUUGGUGGAGGGGAUGGCUUGUUGCCAUUGUCAGAACGGUUCCUUUUGUCUGUGAAGCCUCUUGCAAAGCAUGUGCCGGCAGCAUUUCUUGAAAAGGAAAGAAAAGAUUCUCGAGUUUUUUAUGGAAAUGAUGAUUUUUAUGUUCUUUUUAGGCUUCAACGAAUUUUAUAUGAAAGAAUUUUAUCAGCAAAAAUGAAUUCAACGGGUGCUGAAUUGAAAUGGAAAACUUCGAAGGAUACUGGUUCUCCAGAUCUCUAUGCUAGAUUUAUGAGUGCACUGUACAGUUUGCUUGACGGAUCUGCAGAUAAUGCAAAGUUUGAGGAUGAAUGUCGAGCUAUCAUUGGAAACCAGUCAUAUGUUUUAUUCACAUUGGACAAGUUAAUCUAUAAAUUAGUCAAACAGCUUCAAACUGUUGCAGCUGAUGAGAUAGACAAUAAGCUUCUUCAAUUAUAUGACUAUGAAAAAUCCCGGAAAGCUGGGAAGUUGAUUGAUUCUGUAUAUUAUGAAAAUGCACGUGUCAUCCUUCAUGAGGAAAACAUAUAUCGAUUGGAAUGUUCCCCUGCCACCUCCCGAUUGUCCAUUCAGCUGAUGGACAGUGUGAGUCAAAAGCCUGAAGUGUUUGCAGUUUCCAUGGAUCCUAAUUUUGCAGCUUAUCUGCAGAAUGAUUAUUUGUCCGUCUUUCCUGGGAAAAAGGAGCUACGUGGGGAGCCACGUGGCAUUCUACUGCAAAGGAACAAGCGAGCAUAUGCAGGCCCAGAUGAAUCUUCUGCUUUAUGUGAAGCCAUGGAAGGUGUCAAUGCAGUCAAUGGUUUGGAAUGUAAGAUAGCUUGCAAUUCAUCGAAGAUCUCCUAUGUUCUUGACACAGAGGAUUUCUUCUUCCGACCUAGAAGGAAUAGAAGAAAUUCAUCUAGCAGCAUUUUGUGUCGUGAUGUGGAAAGAGUACAACGGUUCCACAGUUUCUUAUUGGCUUAAAUUGAUAGUAAUGCAACUUGGACAAUCAAGGCCUUUGGCAUGAUGAAACCCAGAUAAAUUUUUUUUUUUGAGGUGACAUCAUUCUUGUACUCUCGUGUUGUACGUCUAUUUGCCAAACGACACCUGAAGUUGAUAGCUCGAGAAUGGCUCGGCAAUGUAUUAUGUGAGGUCAAACGAAUGGCAUUUAAGCCAUAUGUAAAUAAAUAGGGUUGAUGCAUAAUAUAUUGUACAAAUAAAUCUAUUCUAUUGUUAUUGCUCUUUUUGUAGAUAGGAGCAUUUCUUUGUAUUCCAACCCCCCCCCCCCCCUCUCUCUCUCUCUCUCUAUGAAUCCACAUUUGACAAUGGAUCCUAAAUCCUAAUGAUGGAUCCAGGUUAGCAGAAAUGGAGAAAUCUUUUCACUUA